This is a messenger RNA of Phaedon cochleariae (mustard beetle), 1242 nucleotides long. Lineage: Eukaryota; Metazoa; Arthropoda; Insecta; Coleoptera; Chrysomelidae. The record is from the annotation of a GenBank genome assembly.
AUGCCGCGCCUCACCUACGAUUCCAACAUCGCCAAGAUGGAGGACGUCAGCGAUCUCUCUGGCGAUGUCACCGUGGUGGACGUCUACGACAUAGCCUCGGACAUUGGCAAAGAAUGCGAGAAGAUAAUCGACCGCUACGGGGCCGAUGCGGUGACCGCUCUGAUGCCCAAAGUGAUCAACGCUCUGGAGUUGCUGGAGAGUCUGGCUACGCGGAACGAGCGGGAGAAUACCAUGCUCCAUGAGAUGCAAGCCAAGAUCUCACAGCUGGAGAACGACAAGCUCGAGAAGGCCGAAUACAGACACAAGUUUGAAAAGGAGUUGGAGAUUAUUGAAGAGCAGUGGCGAUCAGAAACUAAAGAACUGGUCACUCUGGUGGCCAAGUUGCAAGAAGACAACAGGAAACUGGCUAAAGACCAAAGCCCAAAUUAUGUUACUCCCACAGCUCCCACAGCUGAUAGUGAUAUUUUGCAAAGACUGAAAGAUUCUGUUGAGAAACAGAGAUAUGAGCUCAGGUUCAAAGAUAAACAGCUACAAGAAAAAAAUGUUGAUGUGGAUAAUCUGAAAACACAAGUGGAAAAAUUGACAAAUUCAAGUAGGGAGUUGAGAAGGAAACACAAAUCUAUGCAAUCCCAGGUACGCAUUCUUUGUGAUGAGAGAGCAGAUUUUCUGGUGCAGUUGCAAGACCAACAGAGAGACAUAUCUGCAUUGAGACAGAGACUAGGACUUGCCCAAAAGGAAAAUGAAGAUUUAUCAAUGACUGACCUUCCCAUACCCAGCAACAAAGCUGUGUUCGAUUUAGACGAUCCGAAUAGGCCGAGAUUCACGACGCAAGAGCUCAAAGACAUUCUUCACGAACGUAAUGAACUCAAAGCGAGGGUGAGCGACUUGGAAGACGAAUUAGAUACGUAUCGGCCCAAAAAUAAAGCAGAAACCUUGAAAAAAUUGUUUCCUUUGAUGGACAAAAUUGAAAUUGCUUGUGAAAAUUUGAUUGCCUCAAAUUCAAGCAAGCCUCCAACCCCACCUCGUUCUGAAAGUCCCCCCCUUGAUAUCGACGCCCCUGUACAAGGUCCUCUACCUUAUGAACCUGAUGAUGCACCUUGGAAGAGAUCCGAAUCUGGAAUAAGGAAGUUUUUUCGGAAGAUCUUUUCGGAAAGCAGUGAUGGAGGUGGUUUUCCUAAACGUAGUCUCUCCACACUGUCUAAGAUGGCUCUGUCAUCGACUAGCGACCCCAUACCUGUCUAA